UUGGCAGUUGAGUUGUUGACAAUUGUUGAGCGAAAUUUGUUUACCAAAGCUAAAAUUUAAAAACCAAUUUUCGAGAAUUCAACGCAAAAAACUUUUGGAGGAUCUCGUUUCAGGAUGCCUCUAACUGCAGAGCAAGCAAUGCUGCAGGUGCAGGAUCGCCUCCGCUCACUGAAAUCGCUGGUUUAUGAGAUCGAAACCGAGCGCAAGCGGAACGAACCCAACAUAGUGAAGGCAAUCCAGCUGACCAAGGCGUCCGGCGAGGACAAAUCCCCCGCGUUGACCCAUAAACUAAAGGCGCACUACAAGGUCGGAAUUCAGGACGCCAUCCAGGAGGAGGCGCUAAUUCGUCAGGCACUUGCCAAGAUUCAGGACAUUCGCAACAUCCGGAACGAGCGCCGCAUUCAGGCGCGAAAUGCCGGCAACAAGGAGACCAUCCGGCGUGGAGCUCUCAUGAAGAUGCUACAGAUUUCAGCCCAAACGUUGCCGCUUUUUGUGAGCAAAGUGGGCGAGAAGAUACCUCCGCUGUGCGGCAGCAUUCCGGCCGACAACAACUACGUGGCCAAACCCGGAGACAUGGUGGCGGCCCUUGUCAAGGGCGUUGAAAACGAGGAAAACUGGAUCCUGGCCGAAGUCGUGCAGUAUCUGGCGAACGCCAGCAAGUACGAGGUGGACGACAUUGACGAAGAGCAAAAAGAUCGUCACAUUCUCAGCAAACGGCGGAUUGUUCCGUUGCCGCUGAUGCGUGCGAACCCGGAAACGGACGGCCAGGCACUGUUUCCCAAGGGGACCACCGUAAUGGCGCUCUACCCGCAGACCACCUGCUUCUACAAGGCCGUCAUCAACUCCCAGCCCCAAACGGCCAACGAAGAGUACGAGGUGCUGUUCGAGGAUCCGACCUACGCGGACGGCUACUCUCCGCCGCUGUUCGUUGCCCAGCGGUACGUGAUUGCCAUCAAGCAGAACAAGAAGGUAUCCGGAAGCUCCUGACAGCAGUCGUCCGCGCAAACCUCGACUUCGGCGGCAAAUGCUUCUUCUUCUACUUUGGGCGGGAACGAAAGAAUGUCCUCCGUUGGAAAGGAAGAAAGCCUGAUGGACACGUUUAUGAUGGAUGGCCAAUUUUAAAACACUUCGAAUAUUGCUAUCAGUAUGCAUAACUAAAUUAUUGUAAACUCUUGUCUGAAAUAAACGUAAUUUACUCACAA
Molecule: messenger RNA, 1202 nt
Organism: Culex pipiens pallens (northern house mosquito)
Lineage: Eukaryota; Metazoa; Arthropoda; Insecta; Diptera; Culicidae
Gene: Sgf29
Product: SAGA-associated factor 29
Exons: 2
Coding region: 115-987 (290 amino acids)
Cellular component (GO): SAGA complex
Source: RefSeq, a predicted model, not a curated record